Messenger RNA from Rattus rattus (black rat), 2892 nucleotides. RefSeq names its product transmembrane protein 169 (gene Tmem169). Lineage: Eukaryota; Metazoa; Chordata; Mammalia; Rodentia; Muridae. The transcript has 3 exons. The coding region runs from base 225 to 1118 and encodes 297 amino acids. The record is from RefSeq and is a predicted model, not a curated record.
GCGGGCUAGGCCUCCUCCCAGAGCUGGACCGCUCCUGGCGGCCGCCUGCAGUCUUCUGCAUCCUCAGCCUCCUUCCUGGGUCCCAGGGAACGUGUGGGUCGCAGUCAUCCUCGGGGGCGUGUCUGCAUAGUCCUUUCUGGGUAGAAGCCGUGAGAUGUGUGGUGCUUGAGUUUGCGCAGACAAGUCAGACUCUUCCGUAAGUUCAGCUCGUUCUCAGACCUAGGAUGGAAGACUCAGCACCGGUGGGAAGCCAGGGUCAGCUGCCAAGCCCCCACCACGGCUCACUGAGGAGGGCAGUGGCUGCUGUCCUGGCCCUGGAUGGGGAAUCCACAUUGGGCCGUAGGAAGAAGAGGAGGAAAGACUCUCGCCCAGAAUCCAUCAUCAUCUAUCGGUCAGAUAAUGAGAAGACGGAUGAGGAGCCUGAAGAAACUGAAGCUGGAGAUCGGCCUAAGGAGGAAGAGGGGGAGGACUUCCUGGACUACCCUGGAGAUGAUGGUAUGUGGAACAUGCCUCUGGACAGCCGCUAUGUCACACUAACUGGGACCAUCACACGAGGGAAGAAAAAGGGUCAGAUGGUGGAUAUCCACGUCACUCUGACAGAGAAGGAGCUGCAGGAGCUGACCAAACCCCAGGAGCUGUCAAGGGAAGCAGCACCCGAGGGAAGAAGGGCCUGCCAGGUGGGGGCAGACCAGGGGCCACAUGUGGUCCUCUGGACACUGGUCUGCCUGCCUGUGGUCUUUGUCCUCUCCUUUGUUGUGUCUUUCUACUAUGGCACCAUUACCUGGUACAACAUCUUUCUUGUGUACAAUGAAGAAAGGACCUUCUGGCAUAAGAUUUCCUGCUGCCCGUGCCUCAUUCUCUUCUAUCCAGUGCUCAUCAUGGCUAUGGCCUCUUCCCUGGGGCUCUAUGCUGCCGUGGUCCAGCUCUCAUGGUCCUGGGCAGCAUGGUGGCGGGCUGCCUGUGACAUGGAGAAAGGCUUCUGUGGCUGGCUCUGCAGCAAGCUGGGUCUGGAGGACUGUUCUCCCUACAGCAUUGUGGAGCUGCUGGAGUCUGAUAAUAUCUCCAGCAAUCUCUCCAACAAGGACCCUAUCCCGGAAGUAGAAACCUCUACUGUGUAGACUGCCGGUGACUUCCUUCCCCGGCCCUAGUAGUAGUCUAUAGUCUAUACUACAGAAUCUAGAGUCUUUCCUUAAACUAUCUAAUACCCUCUAUAGUCCUGGAAAAUCCAAGUUCACACUGGUGUAUCCCACCAUCUUCAUUAUUUCAAGGUGGUGCAAAACAGAAAAGCGACUUGUGCCAAAGCAGUUCAUUUGAAAUACAAAUGCUUCUUGACUCUUUGCCCUAAAAUGACUGCUUAUGUGGGAUAUGAAUCGUAAAUUUCUUCAGGGGCCCAAACGUGUUAUUGGUGCCUAUAACCCAGGGGAGUGUGUGCCUAAAUGUGACAGAAAAUAUAAAGAGGCUCAGAGGUGACAAUCUACCAAGAAAAUAGAUGGGGAUGAAGCAAGACAUUUAGGGAGCAAGGCUACUAAUCUAAAAACUGUGUGCAUCACUGUAUUUAGAUAGAACUGCAUAUAACUAAAGCCACAAACAUCAGUGUGCUAAACAAGAGAGAAACGCACAUCAUUUUUAUACAUAUGCUGGAGGCAGACCAUCCCAAGACUCUAUGAAAUUUUCUGGAGUUCACAGGAUAGCAGAAUGUGAUCCUCAGUGCUUCUCAAUGUUGACUACAUCUCUAACUGUCAUACCAAUGGAGAUGGAAAGGAGAGCACACUCAACCUGUUUAAGGAGGCUUUAAAAGUUCACCCCCUCCCAUACUCGUUCUCAAUAUUUAUUGCCUCUCAUUGACCACACUAUAGUCACAUGACCUCACAAUCAAAGGAUGCUGGGAAAUGUAAUCUUUCAUCUGGGUAACUAUAUUCUUAGAUGAAUACUGGGGUUAUGUGAAUUUGAGAAAAGAGGAAUAGUGGCUAUUGGGUAGUUGAGUAUAAAUCAACAUCUUAGGACAGGUAUUUAGAUAAAUCCAGAAUUCCAAAUUCUAAUGCAGCUUUAUUUAUUUGUUUGUUUAUUCAUAUAAUUAUUUUGGCCCUAGUCUUAUAUGGAGAGUUUAUACAUAGAUCUGAGUUACAUGCACUAUGCAUAUGCCUUAGAUAGUAGUAUCUCGUGUACUUGGCAACUUACCUUUUGUCAAGUGGUUUCAGGGUUCUUUGGGAAGACCCAUUAGAUAGAAGCAUAGGUCAUACAAUCAUAGCACAAUUCUUCCUGGAAAGGAAGGGGAACAGGGAUUAACAAUAUUUAAUCUAUAAAGAUGGAGAAGAGAGAGAGUACAUGUACCAAAUGCUAACCCAGCAGGGAUCAGUAGCUCAAAAUACAAACCACAGCUAGCCUGUGGUUUCACCAAACCCAGGAGCCUUAUUCUCUCAGACCUUUAUAACAUGAAGCUUCUCUGACAGGGUUAGGAGUAAUAUAACAGAUUAAUCCAAAUGGAAAGAUUUUGGACUGGAGAAAUAACAACUUCAUUUUUAAGAGUAUCCUGAUUUAAAAAAAAGUUGAGUCCUAAGAGGUCAGCGAGUUUUGGGGUUUGGGUUCUUAAAAGGAGUGAUGAUCAUUUUUUUAAAUUUAAUUUAAUUUUUUUUUGGUGUGUGUGUCUCAGAAGGAAGUGCUCUGAAGCACUCAGUGAACCAGAGGGGUUGAUCAAGCUCCCCAAAAGCCUGCCAGGGACAUUUAUUUAAUGUAUGGUGCUGAACUUCACUUUCAGAGAAUUAAAAAAAAAUCCUGUUAUUAGUUUGCUCAAAAGGAAAAGAAAAUGUAUCCAGUAUUUUUGAGGACAGCUGUGGUGCUUUCUGGUGCAUUUCCAGAGAUAUGAAUAAAAUAAAUGAAAAUAAAGACAAUGAA